This is a messenger RNA of Budorcas taxicolor (takin), 2543 nucleotides long. RefSeq names its product solute carrier family 49 member 4 (gene SLC49A4). The transcript is spliced from 9 exons. Gene Ontology annotation, cellular component: intracellular membrane-bounded organelle; membrane. Lineage: Eukaryota; Metazoa; Chordata; Mammalia; Artiodactyla; Bovidae. The record is from RefSeq and is a predicted model, not a curated record. Bases 346 to 1779 code for a protein of 477 amino acids.
UCCCUUUUCCCCAGGCUCAGCGGCGCUCCUCCCGGUCGUUCCAGCUCCUCCCGGUCCGCGCUCUGGUACCCCGGCUCCACUCCCUCUCUCGCCCAGGUUGCCGCUCCAGCCCCGGAAGACAGAGCACCUCGGGUCCCGCACCCUAAGCCCCCUCCUCUCCGGUCUCUCCUGCCCCUCCUCCCGGCCCGCGGCCGGCUAGCGCGGCGCAGGCGCAGCAACACGGCCGGCAGGCCCAGGGCGACCAAAGCAACCUCGGCCUCGGCUUAGCCCGGCAGUAUCCGCGCGGGGCUGGUCGGCGGCAACCCGGACCGUGCGGGGCGGUGGCCCCGCGGGCCGCGCGUCGAGAUGGGCUCGGGCUGGAGCAGCGAGGAGGAACGGCAGCCGCUGCUAGGGCCGGGGCUCGGGCCUGCGCCGGGGGCUGCUUGGAGAAGCCGGGAGGCGGCGGCGGCACUGCCAGCGGCAGCCCCAAGUCCCGGGCGCGUGUACGGGCGCCGCUGGUUGGUGCUCCUGCUCUUUUCGCUGCUGGGGUUCGCGCAGGGCCUGGUCUGGAACACAUGGGGCCCCAUCCAGAACUCGGCGCGCCAGGCCUACGGCUUCUCCAGCUGGGACAUCGCGCUCCUCGUGCUGUGGGGGCCCAUAGGCUUCCUGCCCUGCUUCGCGUUCAUGUGGCUUCUGGACAAGAGAGGUCUUCGGAUAACUGUACUUCUGACAUCCUUCCUUAUGGUUUUGGGAACUGGUCUAAGGUGCAUACCUGUAUCAGACUUAAUGCUUAAAAGAAGACUAAUCCAUGGAGGACAGCUGUUAAAUGGAUUGGCAGGUCCAACUGUAAUGAACGCAGCUCCAUUCCUGUCCACAACGUGGUUCUCUGCAGACGAGCGGGCCACUGCCACAGCUAUCGCGUCGAUGCUCAGCUACCUCGGGGGAGCUUGUGCAUUUUUAGUUGGACCGCUUGUCGUUCCAGCUCCCAAUGGGACAGCACCUCUUCUUGCUUCUGAGAAUAGCAGGGCCCACAUUAAAGAUCUCAUAGAGACUGUAUUAUAUGCAGAAUUUGGAGGUGUCUGCUUACUAUUUUCUGCAACUCUAGCUUACUUCCCACCUCGGCCACCUCUUCCUCCCAGUGUUGCUGCAGCUAGCCAACGGCUGAGUUAUCGACGGAGCUUUUGUAGGUUAUUAAGCAAUUUGAGAUUUUUGAUGAUUGCUUUAGCAUAUGCCAUACCACUUGGUGUAUUUGCUGGCUGGUCUGGAGUUCUGGACUUAAUUUUAACACCAGUGCAUGUCAGCCAAGUAGAUGCUGGCUGGAUUGGAUUUUGGUCUAUAGUUGGAGGCUGUGUUGUUGGAAUAGCUAUGGCAAGGUUUGCAGAUUUUAUCAGGGGCAUGCUGAAACUAAUUCUGCUCCUCCUGUUUUCUGGGGCUACACUCUCAUCUACGUGGUUCACCCUGACCUGUUUGAACAGCAUCACACACCUUCCUUUAACCACAGUGACAUUGUACGCCUCCUGUAUUCUCCUGGGAGUGUUCCUGAAUAGCAGUAUACCUAUAUUUUUUGAGCUUUUUGUGGAAACUGUCUACCCAGUUCCAGAAGGAAUUACUUGUGGAGUUGUCACUUUUUUAAGUAAUAUGUUCAUGGGAGUACUUUUGUUUUUUCUCACAUUUUAUCACACAGAGCUGUCUUGGUUCAACUGGUGCCUUCCCGGGUCGUGCUUGCUCAGUCUCCUUCUCAUUCUGUGCUUCAGGGAAUCCUAUGACAGACUGUAUCUUGAUGUGGUUGUCUCAGUUUAACAGCACAGACUCAAAGGAGUUUAGAAGGAGACUGGAAAUCAACACUGCCUACUGCACAUUUGCUUGGAAUUGCACAGAAAACAAACAAACAAACAAACAAAAGGAGAAGAGAGAAACUUCAUUCAGAGGUUUUGUUAGGUUACAGGCGAUCACAUUAAUUUAAUUACUACUAGGUCAUAAUAAUGUGGAACUUGAGUGAUAAUAGUGGAUUUAAAACUGUAUCAGUGACAUAACCUGUGCCAGAGUCGGGUUAGAAGUGUGGUCUUACCCAGAAAGCACUACCUAGGUAAUUCCCUCUAUGUUUUGUGCCAGUGCUAAGCUACUGAUUGGUUCAUUGUAAUUAUGAGAAGGAAUAAAGGGUGCCUAUCACAUGAAGAUAGCUCCUUCCCUAAGCCACGUAUCAGAAGAGGAAGAAAUGCCACUAACCUCUAAAGAAGUUUAAACCCUGUAUCAGAUUUUAAUUGUAAAAUAGCCAACAGGUGUAUCAAUGAUAGAAACUAGCCACAUGUACACUACAUUUUUUUUCUAAUAAAGCAAUUUCUUAUAUGACUCCUGAUUUGUAAUUAGAUUGGAAAGCUUCGGCCACCUUAAUUAUGGUGGCCAACUGCUUUCUAGUGACUUCAGAGCGCAUACUUUGUGUCUCAAUCUUAACUUCUCCUUGUUUCUGUGAAAUACAGUUUGAUCUACUAGGCUCUUAAAUGUUUAUAUUGAAGGUGACUAAAUGUUUAAUAUAGUUGCAUUAAAUGCUGUAUGAAAAAAUGUAA